GUUCAAUCCCGGUGGUCUUGCAGCAUGGAUGAUGCAGAUGCCUUGGCCCCACGCGGUGGGAGGGCCCGGAGUGCAUGUGACCUGUGUCGACAUAAAAAGAUCCGCUGCGAUGGCGAGAAACCCGCGUGUGAAAACUGCCAUUUUGCCGGCGUCGUCUGCACCUUUACCUUUACCGGUCAACCUCGGAAGACCAUCCGAGAGCAGCUGGCAGAGGCUAAAGCCCGCGUGCGGGAAUUGGAAGAGUUCAUUGCUGCGCGGGAUCUCCCGUUAUCAGGCUCCCCACUGCGCGGUGAGCCGUCGCGGAUCUCCUCGCCAGAGUCGCCGCUGUCACUCGACUCAGCGCCGUCUCUGCCUCAAGACUCGUCCGUCUAUGACACGGCCUUGGAGAUCUUCCAGCAGCACCUCGAGUGGUCGUGGCCGGGAGUGGCCCAUUCGCCCCAGCGGUCGUCUUUCUAUGCUACUAUCUACCGGCAGACGGGCACGAUCUUGGACAUGUCUGGCUUCUGGGCUCGUGUGACCGAUGUCUACAAGUCACAGUAUCCUGCUACUCAGGCGAGAAUUGCCUCUCCCAAGUGGCCUAGUUACCCGCUCAUCCAGCAGUGUCUGGAGUACUACUCGGCCGAGGGUCUAUACGCCGUCUUCCCUGUCAUUGACAUUGCCGCUGCUCAAAGCAUCAUCACCGAUCAUGUCACCGGCCGGGAGGCCCCCCGCAUUGCCGACCGAGCUUGUCUGUUUGCUUUUACCGCCUUUGUCACGAAGCUGCAUCACCAUCAGCCCAUGUUUGCGAAUGCCGACUCGGACGGCUACGCGCAGGCCGUCCUCACCCUCGUGCCGAAACUCAUGCUCGAACCGAAUGACGUGCGCAAACUCGAAGCCCUCCUCAUCCUAGCCCUCCACAUCGCCCCCGCCGGUCAACCCCAACAAUCUCAACUGCUCCUCUCCAUGGCCAUCCGCAUUCUCUACCACCUCGGCGCCCACCGUAAAUCCCCCCUCAACCCCACUGACCCAUCCCACGCCCACCUCCGCGCCAUGUUCUGGGUCUGCUACACCAUGGACAAAGAAAUGUGCAUCCGCUCGUGUCUCCCUCCUCUCCUGCAAGACGUCGACUGUGACCUCGACUUCCCCACCACCUACGUCGAAUCCUUCGACCUGCAAUUCCUGCCCCCGGCCCCCGCCACGCCCCGUCUGCUUCUUCCCACCGACCUCCGCGUCGCCAUGCUCAAAUCCAAAGUCUACCACGGGUUGUACUCGUGCCAAGCGAUGAGAUUCCCCGAAGCCCGUCGUCUCGAACGUAUUCGCCAGCUCGAUCAAGAACUCAGCGACUUGAAAGCUAGCUUUCCCGUCGGGUUCCGUCCGGAAUCGUUCAGUCCGGGGGGUUCCGAGAGUACCCUCACUUCGAUCAACUUUCAUAAUCUCGGCCUGCGGGGGAUUAACAUCCAUCUGGAGUAUUAUUACUGUUUACGGAAAUUACACGAAGCGAGCUUCACGGGGCGUUUGUCGCUGCCGCUGCCGUCCAGUCUAGAAUUAUAUUAUCAGGCGUCGCGAUCAACCCUCUUGUAUUAUUUGCGCGUCAGCGGGUUGGUGGAUCGGUUUAGUUUUUGGAUCCACGCCCAAUUCAUCCUCUCCGCCAUCCUCUCCCUCUUCUGGUGUCUAAUUGAGGGUCCUACCGCAGCAACCUUUACUCGUGAUCUGCGGAUUCUCGAGGAUACGAGGGACCUGUUUGCUUCCUUUCAGGGUUCGAAUCAACACCCCCCCUCGCAUACGCAGUCACCAGAGAAACAAUUCUUUCCACCCGCGUACCUCAUGCACGAGUUUCUAGUCAUGUUGAUUGCAUUAGCGCGGCAGGCAGUGACGCGGACGAAAGGGGGAGUGUGAGCUUGCUGUGAUUAUUGUUAUGAAUGAAGGUUGCAUCGAUGGGUUGCAUUAUGCAUUCAUUAUGCAUUGUUGGUUGGGGUUUGUUUCUACUUCAUCUGUAAAUAUCCAUUUCAUUUCCUUCGUGUUGAGCAUGUCGGUGUGCAUAUAAAAUCCUGAUUAGCAACCGGAGUGAGAAAUACACUCAUGGGUUCUCCCCCCC
Molecule: messenger RNA, 2074 nt
Organism: Aspergillus ibericus CBS 121593
Lineage: Eukaryota; Fungi; Ascomycota; Eurotiomycetes; Eurotiales; Aspergillaceae
Product: Zn(II)2Cys6 transcription factor
Exons: 5
Coding region: 25-1875 (616 amino acids)
Biological process (GO): DNA-templated transcription; regulation of DNA-templated transcription
Molecular function (GO): zinc ion binding; DNA binding; DNA-binding transcription factor activity, RNA polymerase II-specific
Source: RefSeq, a predicted model, not a curated record